AGCCAUCCAGCCAUCCGUGAGUGUCGACAAAACAUCAUCAAAACAUCAUUCAUCAUGAAAAGAACCCGUGACACACGCAAGCAAUGUCAGCAGCAUUUUCUAUGUACAGGCCGCAAACAUGGCACGUACCAUUUCAUUCAAGCUACCUACCCCCUCGCCCAUUUAUCUGUCCGCCUGUCUGUCUGUCUACGGGAAGGGGAACGAAAUGGCAGCCCCCCCAGAGCCGUCUGUGCCGCUGUAGUCCUCGAGCUGUGUCUUGAAGGUGAUGGACAGCUCCGACUCCUUGCGGCCGUCGGCCAGCGUCACCAGGGCACCCUCCACCUCCUCGCAGUGGCCCUGAUGGAUGGAAACAAAUCGAGAGGCCUGCAAUGCAUGUCCAUCCAUCCAUCCUUGGCUUGUGUGUUUGCUGACUGACCUGUGUGUGUGGUCUGUUGAUGAGUCGCUGGAUGUCGGGCGGGUACUGUGGGUCGAGGGCGGCCAACUCCUCUUUGACGCGGGUCAUCUCCGCCUCACUCACGCGCAGGUGCUGCGCCAGGGUCGUCGGCACGAUGCUACCCCCCGCCAUGUUGGCCGUAUACUCUAUCAAGUGCUUCCUGAAAGACGUAUACACACCCACCCACCCGUAUCGUAUGUGUGUCCCUGUGUAUCCUCUGCCUAGCUGACCUGAGCUGACCUGACGACGUCCGUGAAGGCGAGUGCCGCCUCGAGGAACUCCUUCUUCACCUGCUGCCACCCACCCCUCAGCUUGUCCUUUACACCCACACGCAAGCACACACACGCACUCACUGGUGUCGUGUCAACACGUAUUCAGUGCAGUGUUGUGUAGAUAUAUGCACCUUCUUGGCCUUGGAGGCACAGUGCGCGUCGAUGUCGGCCUUGACGCCCUGCCUGUCCAUAGUCUGCAGGAUGUUCUUGCGCCACGCCUCUCGAGAGAGGUACUCAGAUGGAGCAGUGGUAUGAAGCUGGUUGUUCAUGGCCUCAAUCCUUGUGAUGGUGGCGGACGCCAUCUCAAUGCCGAAGACUCUGUCGCACGCUCUGACCUAUGAAAACACACACACACACACACACCCGCUCCCCUGUCUGCCUGCCUGCCUGUCUGUGUGCCUGUCUGUGUGGAUAUUGCGUACAUACCAGUGCGUAGCCACACACGAGUUGUAUGUCGGGCUUGAAGUACCUGCAGCCGGCCAUCCGUCCAUCCAUCCAUCCGUCCAUCAGAAUAUCCACACACAUACAUACGUAUGACGCCGUCCGUCCCUUCCUCACUGACUGACCAUGUGCGGUUCCUCAUGGUCUCGAUGGGCGUGUUGAGUGUGAUCCUGCAGACGGCCUUGCGCCAGAAGAGGUCCGAGGCGAUCCCGCCACAGCAGAUGAACGGACCGGGCACCACCCUCAUCCUAGACUUGCUGAUGCACGUCGCUAUCGCACUCGUCACCAGCCGACACGCCAUCUGCAGCAUCGCCAGCAGCAUGGCGUUGUCCUCGUCACGCAACGGCGCCCCAGGCAUGCCAACGGGCGCAAAACUGAGCAACACAGCCAUCAAGGACGAGAGUGUGUGCACCCAGAUGGCUCGUGACCUGACCCUCAGUCAGUCGUCCUGACUGACCUGAAACAUGGGUACAUGGCCAUGUUGCCCAGGAGGGUGUGGGCGCACCGCGGCUUGCUGGAUGAGUUCGUCGGCGCCUCCAUUUGGACGGCCGCGAAGGUCCGGGGCGGGUAGGUCUGCAGCGUGACGCUAAGGUUGACGGGCACGGCAAGGCCAUGGACACCGCCGACAAUCUCGUCAACUAUGGCCUUCUGGGUCUGCCUCUGCAAGCCAAACCGAAUAUAUGAACAACACACACCGUCACGUCGUUGUCGGGCCAUCCAUCCAUCCAUCCCUUCCUUCCCGCCGACCUGCAGCUCGAAAAACUCGUCAUUUCCCAUCCAGUUGUAGACAUACAUGACGGCAGCCCUGUUGUGAUUGAGCAGGCCCAGCGAUAACCACUUCUUGGCCUGCAGAAUGAGUCAGUCAGACCGCAAAACAAAUGGAACAAAUCGGUGCACGCACGUCCCAGGAUGCUCACCUCCUUGCAGGCGGCCUUGUGGCCCGCUGACCAAUGCAUCGACUGGCACUCUCUGCUGCAGUAAUGGACCAACUUGCAUACGCUACAGCAGGGCAUCGCGCCCGCAGCCGCCUUUCCGCAGGCUACACAUCGUUUGGGGAACGACCUGCCGGCGUUCUGGCGGAUCUUGAGGCCGCUGAGGUCGGCCGACGUUAGGGGCAGCCGCCGCCCCGACAUCGCUGCCUUGCGUGCCCUGGGGUGGGGUGCGAGCUCGAAAGGCAUCUCCCCCUAUAAUGAAUGACGAGCGAAGCUCCCACAGCUUGUCACCAAGCUGCUCGGCACCGCGAACCUGAUGGCACUAACGAAAGGGCACGGCAAGGUGCGGCCGGUGGCGGUGGGGGAUGCAGUGCGGCGAUGGGUGACGAGAGCAGUGUGCACGCAGCACAAAAACAAGGUGGCCGCCUACUUCGCCCCUCUCCAGUGCGCAGUCG
This is a messenger RNA of Vitrella brassicaformis, 2533 nucleotides long. The record is from the annotation of a GenBank genome assembly. Lineage: Eukaryota; Vitrellaceae.